CAGAUCCCCACGUGACGCAAACUUCCGCUCUCAUGUCAGGAGUAGUGACGUCACUCCCUGGACCGUGACGUGCGGCGGGGGCGCCCGAAUUUGAAACCGCUGAACUUUCCUAUGGCGGAGGGGAGAUGAAUGGGAAGCAGAGGACCCUGUUCCAGGCUUGGGGGUCCGGUGUGGCCCCUGAGCCCCCGCCUAAGAAGGUUAAAGCCAAGACUGCCAGGAAGAGGAAGGGGGUGUGCUCCCAGAAAGCCCCCAGUAGGGACCCACCACCUCCUCCAGCCUGGCAGGCAGCACCCCAACCGGGUGAGGAUGAAGAUGACGAUGAUGUGCUGCUGGUGGCCGUGUACGAGGCUGAGAAAACGUUAACGGAGACUAACAUUCCGGGCUUUGACCUGUCAGCCGGCAGCGUUUGGAUUUAUCCCACCAACUACCCGGUCCGGGAGUACCAGAUGACCAUGGCGCACACCUCCCUCUUCAACAACACCCUGGUGUGUCUGCCCACCGGCCUGGGCAAGACCUUCAUCGCCGCCGUGGUGAUGUACAACUUCUACCGCUGGUACCCGUCUGGGAAGAUCGUCUUCAUGGCUCCCACCAAGCCUCUGGUGGCACAGCAGAUUGAAGCCUGCUUCAGGGUCAUGGGCAUUCCUCAGGAGCACAUGGUGGUGAUGACAGGUAAUACUCAGGCGCAGAAUCGCAAGGACAUGUGGCACGCACACCGGCUCUUUUUCCUGACCCCACAGAUCAUGGUGAAUGAUCUCACCCGAGGUGCCUGCUCUGCUGCUGAUAUCAAGUGUCUUGUCAUAGACGAAGCUCACAAGGCGCUGGGCAAUCAUGCCUAUUGCCAGGUUGUCCGGGAACUGAGCAACUAUAAUAGGCAGUUUCGGAUUUUGGCGCUUAGUGCCACACCAGGCAGCGAUACAAAGUCUGUGCAGCAAGUGGUGUCCAACCUGCUGAUUGGCCACAUAGAACUGAGGUCAGAGGACUCUCCCGACAUUCAGCCUUACUCCCACGAAAGGCAGCUGGAGAAAUUUGUGGUCCCUCUUGGCGAAGAGCUAGAAGCCGUACAAAAGACCUAUUUGCAGGUUCUAGAGACUUUUGCGGGUCGACUGAUACAAAUCAAUGUGUUUACACGGAGAGACAUCCCCAACCUAACAAAAUAUAAGAUCAUUCUGUCUCGAGAUCAGUUCCGGAAGAACCCACCUCCCAAUAUUGUGGGGGCACAGAUGGGAGUGAUGGAAGGAGAUUUUGCUCUCUGUAUAAGCUUAUAUCAUGGCUAUGAGCUUUUAUUACAGAUGGGAACACGUUCUUUAUACUACUAUCUACGUUCAAUAAUGGACGGGUCCAAAGGUAUGUCCCGAGCACGAAGUGACCUUGGUCGAAAUGCUGACUUUAUGAAUCUUUACCAGCGCCUGGAACCUAUGUUCUCUGCUUCUAGUGAUCUUAAUGAUGUAAAGCCAUUUAUCUACAGCCACCCAAAGUUGAAGAAACUGGAGGAAGUUGUCAUACAGCAUUUUAAUUCCUGGAGUAAGAAGGGGCAGAACUCUUCUGUAAAAUCUCCAGAAAAUACUCGGAUCAUGAUCUUCUCAUCUUACAGAGAGAGUGUCCAAGAAAUUGCAGAAAUGCUCAACCACCAUAAACCCACUGUCCGGGUAAUGGCCUUUGUGGGGCAUUCAUCUACUGGAAAAGGAGUGAAAGGGUACACCCAGAAAGAGCAGCUUGAGGUGGUGAAGCGGUUUCGGGAAGGCGGAUAUAAUACUCUGGUCUCCACCUGCGUUGGAGAAGAAGGUUUGGACAUUGGAGAAGUAGAUCUCAUUAUUUGUUUUGAUGCUCAGAAGAGUCCAAUCCGCCUGGUGCAGAGAAUGGGAAGAACAGGAAGAAAACGUCAAGGCCGCAUAGUAGUCAUAUUGUGCAAAGGCAGAGAGGAGCGGACCUAUAACCAAAGUCAGAGCAAUAAGAGAAGCAUCUACAAGGCCAUCCUGGGAAAUGACACCAACUUCCACCUCAACCAGGAAUGCCCACGCAUGGUUCCAGAAGGACUAAUCCCAACCUUGCACAAGAUGUACAUCACACAAGGAACCUAUGAUGCCAAAGACCCAGCAAAGCCCAUCUCAAAGGACCGCCGUUCCAGCGUGGUUCAUCGGAAAUCUUCUGUUUUUAACAGGGAGGACACAAAAAAAGAAGGUUGGCUUUUGACAAAUGCAGAGUUUGAGACCUGGAACCGUUUGUAUCGUUUGACAGAAUCUGAUAGGGUAACAGAUGUCAUUCUACCCAGAACGCAGUUUGAGCUCUUCAGAGAUCCGGAAACCAGCACGGAACAAGUCUCAGGAAGUGUCCAUCAGCUGUCCCUAUCAGAGUGGAAACUAUGGCAGAAUCGUCCUUUUCCAACGCACUUCGUGGAUCACUCGCUUCGGAGUAAAAAUUUCAUUGCUGUUACGCAACUGAUUGAGCAGAUGAGAGGGGAGGAGGAUGGUUGCAGUUAUGAUAAAGAAAUGAAUGCUUUCUUGGAUAAAGCUGAUGUGCUUCCUUCACACAAGUCUAAGCAAGAUAGUCGAGAUUGCUCCACUAUAACUUCCAAACCUUUAAAGAAGUUGUCUACUCUCAAAAGUAAAACUUGCAAGAAUUCCACUUCAUUUUCCUUGAUUGAAAAUGAUGAAGAUUUUCAGCCACUAAACAAGUCUUCAAAAAGAGUUAAGUCCUGUUCCACUGAAUAUGAAAAUACAGAAUCGGUAGGCCAAACCACAGUAAAGGAGGUGAGCAGUGAUGCUGAGAUUGGUCCUUACCAAGAUCUUGCCCUAGAUGUGGCAGAUGAAAUGGAAAUUGGCAGCUUUUGUGGAAUUUCAGAUGAAUCGGGGUUGAUGUCUCCAAAAAAUGCAACUAAAGGUCAUGGCAGAGCAUCUCCAAAUAAGCCUGACUCUGGCUACCACAGUUUCAGCGAAGACACCUCUGACGGUUUACCUCAUCUGUUUUAUACUCAGUAUACACAAGAUAGUUAUCAUCCAGUUUCAGAGUUUGUUGGAAAAGACUCUCACGUAUUAAGCCAUAUGUUAUCAUGUGUAAAGCAAUUCUUGACUUGUUCUCCUCCUUCAUUAAGUGAACUUGAUUCUUUAGAGGAUGUAGACAUUUCUAGGAAUAAUUUCACAAGCAGAGAUUUUCCUUGUGAAAAAGUGAACACUGAUACAUCAAUGGAGGCACAUUGCAGUCUACAGGGAUCCCACAAUCACAUAAAGAAUUUAAUUUCGAGAGAAGAACACGCUGCAUCUCCCAAAAUGUCUAAUUCGACUCCCCAAGAAGAGAUUGGUGAAACUGGGCUAUCUGCUUCCUCAGCUCAGGAGGAUUCUCAUGUGGAGACGGUGGAGGAACAUGGACUUGAAGAUCAAGAGGCCCAAAGUGAUCAUCAUUGGAAUGACAUUUUUGACACUGAUGGCGAUGAAACUUAUAUUGAAAACUUUGACUCUCCUACAAAACCUGGCUGUGCCCAUUUCCAAGAUCAAGUUGAUAGCGAGAAAGAUAAUGCUGAAAAAUAUGAAGCGUCUAAAACUUGCAGUCAAACUAAACACAGAAAAGUAAAAAUUGGGGAAGUGGAUGUCCACAGUGAUAGUUUCAGUAAAGAGAAUACUGAAGGUGCUGAGAUUGAUAUAGACAUUGAAACUACUCGUAGUCCCUACCAAAGCAAUGAUAAUGUAAUACAUCCGGAUAAAGAUGGAACGGAGCUAGAUUCAGUUCCCGACUAUCUCGAGGACAGCUUUGACUUAUUUGAAGAUGAAAAAUUUGCAGAGGUUGAUGAACCUAGUUCAAGCAAGGCAUUCACAAAUAUUACCCACAAUCAUGAUUUAACUUCUGUUAAUUUUAAUAUGUUUGAUCCAUCCUUAUUAAUGGAAGAGCAUGAGGAACAAGAACCUGAAAACGAGGCUUGUUUGUCCUCCAGGGACUUGGAGCAGGCAGAGGAUCAAGAGGAGUUUGGCUCCUGUGAGUUGUUCUCAGUCAAUUUUGACCUUGGAUUCUCCAUUGAUGAUGAUCCUUCAGAAGAAGAGGAAGAGGUACAGCCACAAAAUGGAAGUGUAGAAGAAACCGGACAUUUCAAAGUCCCAAGCCCCCCCAAAAGUACUAUCAGAGGAGGCAUUAUGUCCACCCCAGUGACAAUUGGGUUUAGAAGUUCUGCCUUGGAAAUGGAAACGUCUCUGGGUUCCUCAUUUUUUUCACCAGUAAUGGAUAAAGUCAAAAACGUCCUAACUCCUUGCAAUUCUGUGGCUAAACAUGAUAUGUAUACCCACUCGACUCCAGAGUCAGGGCCAAGGAAAAUUAAUUCACCUUUAAUGGAUAAGAAAAGAUCUGACACAAAUCCACCUUUGGCCAUGAAUGACCACUCCGUAACGAUUAGCAGCAGCCCCGAGAGUGAGGAGGAUGUUGUUUUCAGGCGGAAAAGAAAAUUGGCAGCAGCAGCUGUCCUCAAGUCACCAGAGUCGGCAAGCAGCGAGAGUGAUUUUGAUUCCUCGAAAUCUAGAGCAAAGAAACGGAGACGGGAGCCCAAUACAAAUGCAAGCAGCGAGUGUGAUAAGGACUCGCCGAUGCCUGGAGCAAAAAAGCGCAGAUGGAGGCGUAAUACAGUAUCCUCAGACGAUGAAGACCCAAAGUCCCUUUCACUUACUCAUAAAUCUAAAGUUCAGCAUGGGGCGCCCCGGAGAGAUGCAAGAAGACCCAAGCACAAGCGGCAUGCAGCCAGGCAGUUUCUGGAUUUAGAGGCUGAGCUGUCCUCCGGAGAAGAGAAUGUAUCCUCAGAUGAGAGUGUGGAGUCUGACAAUGCCCAGGACACGUCUUUGGUGGGCUUCCUCAAUGAUAACACUCAGCUGUCCCAGGCCCUCAAUGACUCCGAGAUGCACGGAAUAUAUAUGAAAUCCAUACGCAGUCCAGCAGUUGGAAAUAAAUUUAAACUGACACAUAAGAGACACAGUAUGUCCGUGUUCUCCCAGAUUCCUGAACAAGAUGAGGACUACAUAGAGGACAGUUUCUGUGUCCAAGAGGAUGACGAUGAAGAGGAGGAAGAGGAUUCCAGCACAGAGGAAGUAACAAUGGACCUCAACCUCCUGCAGCAGGACAGCUUUGUUGGUGGCCGCAGACAAUAUUGCACCAGGCGCCGGUUAAAGCUUAAAGGUACAGAGCCAAGACCAACCAACAAGGCACAGCCUGCAGAGAAGAGGAGGAGAAUAAUCAUCCAUGAGGAUUCUAGUGAUGAGGAAACCAAAGCAACUUCUGAACUUCAAAUGUCCAAAGCCAACUCUUCAAGUCUAAAGUCACUUUAUACAUCGUCUUCUGCCAAACCGCUGCUGGACAGCACUUCAAUGAAGACUACGAAUGCUCUGAAUAAGAAGGAAUUCUUUGAUUUGCCAUUGAAGGAUCGAUGCCAAAAGAGAAUUAAUGCCCAGGCCUCCCUGUCUGAAAAACUGGACUUCCAGACAGGAGCCCGGUCCUCAUUUAAUAGCACUAAGCUUCGGACAUCAAUUGGUAGUCGUCUCUCUCCAGACAAGCUGGAAGAUACCUCUGUAAAAUCUGGUAGUGAUUCUACAUGGAUGGCCUCGCCGAUCAAUGACUCGUCCAUGGGGAAGGUUCUCGGAUCGGCAGUGAGCAGUGAUGGGCUCUGUAUCCUAGCAGACAGCCGGGAAAUUUGCUCCGGUCCUGAGGUCAUCUCCUGCCUGAAGAGCGCUCACAGGGUGCGAGUGGAAAUCUGCUCCCUGGGGGGCUGCGAUUACAUCGUCAGCAACCGAUUGUCUGUAGAACGGAAAUCCCAGUCAGAAUUCUCCAACUGCACCAACAGAAGUAAACUGGCUGAACGGAUCCAGCAUCUACGGAGCAUGUAUGAGCGGGUCUGUCUGAUCGUGGAGAAGGACCGUGUGAAACCAGGAGAUACGUCUCGACCGUUUCAGAGAAUAAAGUAUUAUGACAGCACAUUGUCCUCUUUAAUCAGCGCCGGGGUGCAGAUCCUCUUCAGUUGCAGCCAGGAGGAGACGGCGGGGUUACUGAAAGAACUGGCCUCUCUAGAGAGGAGGAAGAACACGGCCAUCACAGUCCCCACUCAGGUGACCGGCCACAAGCAAGAAGCACUGAACUUUUACCUGUCUAUCCCCAACGUCAGCUACAUCACCGCCCUCAACCUCUGCCACCACUUCCGCUCAGUCCGACACAUGACUGACAGCUCUAUAGAUGAACUCUCCGCCAAAGGACAAGUGAGCCAGCAGAAGGCCGAGGAGAUCUACCGCUACCUUCAUUAUCAGUCUGAUCCACUAAUGCUGCAGACCGGGGACAAACGGAAACCCCCCUCCUAGUCCAAUCACUGACUCUUUUCUAUGGAGCGUUUGUCUGCGGAGGAGAUGUUGUUAUUGCAGGACAAUGCUUUCCAGUCCUCUGCACAAGCACUUUGUGUUUAUUUGUAUAUCUGUGUAUAUUGUGUCUAUUUUGUACAGUAUAUAAACUAUUUUGGAAGAUAUGAAUUA
Rana temporaria (common frog) is the source of this 6482-nucleotide messenger RNA. It is a transcript of the gene FANCM, whose product is annotated as FA complementation group M. Gene Ontology annotation, biological process: replication fork reversal; double-strand break repair via synthesis-dependent strand annealing; interstrand cross-link repair. Gene Ontology annotation, molecular function: nuclease activity; four-way junction DNA binding; ATP binding. The record is from RefSeq and is a predicted model, not a curated record. The coding region runs from base 126 to 6314 and encodes 2062 amino acids. NCBI's taxonomy places the organism in Eukaryota, Metazoa, Chordata, Amphibia, Anura, Ranidae. The transcript is spliced from 24 exons.